AUGGGCUGCCCGGCCCUCCUGCUCCUGCUUCUGCCUCUCCUGGCACCCGAGGCCACCAGCGCCGUCCGCCCAGCACCGACAGUCCUCGGUAACCGCCUACACUUGCCAACCAGCCCCACGUCCCGCCCCGCGGCAGCCCAAAACUACUCCGUUCUUUACUUCCAUCAGAAGGUUGAUCAUUUUGGAUUUAAUACUGUCAAAACUUUUAAACAACGAUACCUAAUAUCUGAUAAAUACUGGAAGGAACAUGGUGGAUCAAUACUUUUCUACACUGGUAAUGAAGGGGACAUUAUUUGGUUCUGCAAUAAUACGGGGUUCAUGUGGGAUGUGGCUGAGGAGCUGAAAGCUAUGUUAGUGUUUGCUGAACAUCGAUACUAUGGAGAAUCUCUUCCCUUUGGUGAGGACUCAUUCAAGGAUUCCCAAAACUUGAAUUUCCUGACAUCAGAACAAGCUCUGGCUGAUUUUGCAGAGUUAAUCAAACACUUGAAAAAAACAAUCCCAGGAGCUGAAAAUCAGCCUGUCAUUGCGAUAGGUGGCUCUUAUGGUGGCAUGCUUGCAGCCUGGUUCAGGAUGAAAUACCCUCACUUGGUAGUUGGAGCUCUUGCAGCUUCUGCCCCUAUCUGGCAGUUUGAGGAUUUGGUUCCUUGUGGUUUGUUUAUGAAGAUAGUAACUGAAGACUUUAGGAAAAGUAACUCAAAUUGUUCAGAGAGCAUCCGCAGGUCCUGGGCUGCCAUUGACCGACUUGCAAGUACAAGCAGUGGUCUGCGGGGGCUUUCUCAAAUGCUUCGCCUAUGUAGCCCCUUAACUUCUGAGGACAUCGAACGUUUGAAAGACUGGAUUACUGAAACCUGGGUGAAUCUGGCCAUGGUGGACUACCCUUAUGAGUCUAACUUUUUACAGCCUUUGCCUGCUUGGCCUAUCAAGGUAGUGUGCCAGUUUUUGAAUAAUCCUGAUGUAUCUGAUUCUCUGAUGCUGGAGAAUAUUUUCCAAGCUCUGAAUGUGUAUUAUAAUUAUUCAGGCCAGGUAAAAUGCCUGAAUAUGUCUGAAAUAGCAACUAGCAGUCUGGGAUCACAGGGUUGGAGUUAUCAGGCCUGCACAGAAAUGGUCAUGCCCUUUUGUAGUAAUGGUGUUGAUGACAUGUUUGAACCUCAGCAGUGGAACUUGAAGAAAUUUUCUGAUGACUGUUUCAGCCAGUGGCAUGUGAGACCAAGGCCCUCCUGGAUCACUACCAUGUAUGGAGGCAAAAACAUCAGUUCACACACAAACAUUGUUUUCAGCAAUGGUGACCUGGACCCCUGGUCAGGAGGUGGAGUAACCAAAGACAUCUCAGAUACCCUGGUUGCAGUCAUCAUCCCCCAGGGGGCUCAUCAUUUAGAUCUCCGAGCCAACAAUGCCUAUGAUCCAAAGGCCUUGCUAUUAGCCCGCUCAUUGGAAGUUAAAUACAUGAAGCAGUGGAUCAGAGAUUUCUAUAAACCUUCCAGAAGGCGGCACUGAGCAACUCUUGAUAGUUUUUCCUUUCUUCUUUUAUGUUCACUCCUCCACUCACAUUCCCAUUCAUUACUUGAAAUUUCUUUCUCUCCUGUGUUAAUAGAUCUGGUGGGGCUGAGGUUGAGAUAGAAGAGAGUACUAGAGAUGAGAGCAACCAUCCCACCAGUGUGAUUGCCUCCACCCUCACUGUCUUUGUGCCACCUCCGGGAAGAAUGUCAUCAUGGCAACUCCCACACCAUCAGCGGCCUCAGAACUGGAGCAGAGUUCCCGAAUGUCUUUCAUAAGAGGGAGGAUCACUUCCUUUGUCUCUCUGCAGGCAGGGAUUUACUUUCUCCUUAAUUUUGAGGUCAAAGUCUCUCCAGCCCAUUUGUAUGUCCUCAUUCCAACCCUCCAAAAAGGAAAGCAGAAGGUGGAUAUAAAUGACGUAAGUGCAGCUGGUAGGAAGGAUGUUGGAUGCCAAUCCAGGAAAUGGAGGCCAUUUCUUUUGUACUUGAUUUAAUGACUUUGAACUAUGCUGUAAAUAAAGAAUGAGGCUGGACCUUCU
Molecule: messenger RNA, 2032 nt
Organism: Castor canadensis (American beaver)
Lineage: Eukaryota; Metazoa; Chordata; Mammalia; Rodentia; Castoridae
Gene: Prcp
Product: prolylcarboxypeptidase
Biological process (GO): regulation of blood vessel endothelial cell migration; angiogenesis involved in wound healing; negative regulation of systemic arterial blood pressure
Molecular function (GO): dipeptidyl-peptidase activity; serine-type exopeptidase activity
Source: RefSeq, a predicted model, not a curated record